Molecule: messenger RNA, 2236 nt
Organism: Amaranthus tricolor (Joseph's coat)
Lineage: Eukaryota; Viridiplantae; Streptophyta; Magnoliopsida; Caryophyllales; Amaranthaceae
Product: glucomannan 4-beta-mannosyltransferase 9-like
Exons: 9
Coding region: 234-1790 (518 amino acids)
Cellular component (GO): Golgi apparatus
Molecular function (GO): mannan synthase activity
Source: RefSeq, a predicted model, not a curated record
AACUUUUCUCAAUUAAUAUCAUAAAUUACUUUCAAAAUUUUCAGGUUCUGCUUAUGUUUUUCAUUUGAUUUCAGAAGCAGAUUCCAUUUUGUUUCAACCAAAAAUCAUUUUUCUCUUACUUUUCUUUUCUUUUUUUCUUGUAGAAGAUUAAAAAAAAAUAAUAAAAUUAAUAAAAUUUCCUUCAAUUUCUUCCUGAUUUUUUCCUUCAAAAUUCCUCUGUUUUUCAAGGAAAAAUGGAGGCAUUAUCAAGAGAAGGGCAAAAUGGGUUAAUAUGGGAGCAAAUGAAAGCACCAAUAAUUGUGCCGAUUUUAAAAUUAGGAGUAAUAAUAUGUUUGGGAAUGUCCUUAAUGUUGUUCAUAGAAAGGGUUUAUAUGGGAAUUGUGAUAACAUUUGUUAAAUUAUUUGGAAAAAAACCAGAAAAAAGAUAUAAAUGGGAAGCCAUAAAAGAGGAUUUAGAGCUUGGUACCUCUGUUUAUCCUAUGGUUCUUAUACAAAUUCCUAUGUACAAUGAAAAAGAGGUUUACCAGCUCUCUAUUGGAGCAGCAUGCGGACUUUCAUGGCCGUCUGAUCGAAUCAUGAUUCAAGUUUUGGAUGAUUCAACUGAUGAAGCAAUCAAGGAACUAGUGGCAGUGGAAUGCAAGAGAUGGUCAAAUAAAGGAGUAAACAUAAAGUACGUAAUAAGAGACAACAGAAAAGGAUACAAAGCAGGAGCUCUUAAGGAGGGGAUGAAGCAUGAUUAUGUCAAGAAUUGUGAUUUUGUUGCUAUUUUUGAUGCCGAUUUUCAACCUCAAUCUGAUUUUCUCCGUCGCACCAUCCCCUUUUUCGUCCAUAAUCCCAACCUCGCUCUCGUUCAGGCUCGUUGGAAGUUCGUGAAUUCUGACGAGUGUUUGAUGACAAGAAUGCAAGAAAUGUCAUUGGAUUAUCAUUUCACAGUGGAACAAGAAGUUGGAUCAUCCACUUAUGCUUUCUUUGGCUUCAAUGGCACAGCAGGCGUAUGGAGAAUCGCGGCCAUUAAUGAAGCCGGAGGAUGGAAAGAUCGGACAACAGUGGAGGACAUGGAUCUUGCUGUUCGAGCUAGUCUCAAGGGCUGGAAGUUUUUAUACCUCGGCUCUGUUCAGGUGAAGAAUGAAUUACCAAGUACCUUCAAAGCAUUCCGAUUCCAGCAACACCGAUGGUCCUGCGGUCCUGCUAACCUGUUUAGAAAAAUGGCCUUGGAGAUUAUAAGAAAUGAGAAAGUUUCACUGUUGAAGAAGGUAUAUGUGUUAUACAGCUUCUUCCUAGUCCGGAAGGUCAUCGCUCAUAUUGUUACCUUCUCUUUCUACUGCAUCAUUCUACCGGCCACUGUAUUAGCACCUGAAGUUGAGGUUCCGAAAUGGGGGGCGGUUUAUAUCCCUACCAUCAUUACCUUCCUCAAUGCAGUUGGGACACCAAGAUCACUUCAUCUGCUAGUUUUCUGGAUUCUCUUUGAAAAUGUCAUGUCCCUGCAUCGCACGAAAGCAACCCUCAUCGGCUUGAUGGAAGGUACACGAGCCAAUGAAUGGGUUGUUACUGAAAAACUCGGUGAUGCACACAAGUUCAAAUCGGCUGAUAAAGGAUCUAAGAAACCUCGUUUUAGGUUUUGUGAAAGGCUGCACAUAACAGAGCUGCUUCUUGGAGUUUAUCUUCUCGUUUGUGGCUACUACGAUCUCCUAUAUGGGAAGAGCCACUUCUUUCUUUACCUUUUCUUUCAAGCAUGUGCCUUCUUUGUGGUAGGAUUUGGAUAUGUGGGCACCUUUGUUCAAAGCUCUUAAUUCAGAAAUGGCUUGCAGGUUCUGGUUCUUUUCUUAAAACAUGGGUGCGAGGGAACGAUGCUUUAGCAGCAACGCCCUGGUAAUCUAGUAGCAUCAACAUUUCAUUACUCCUAUGUCAUUAGGGGUUACCACAUAAGCAGGGUUUUACAAUCAGAUGUACGCAAUCGUAUCCUUAUACGAUAAAGAGUAUGGUGCCUACGGCAACUCCCUCGUAAUCUAGUUGUAUCAAUUUUGUAAGCUUAAGGGUGAAUAAUUGAAUAUAGAGUAAAAGCUGGUUAAUUUUUUCAGCUUGCUACAAAGCCAACAUUUUUUUAGAUUUGUUGUAGUAGAUACAGUUGCACUAAAAUUGACUAUCAGCAAAUGAACAGAGUUCAAGGAUGGGCAGGAAUAGAUUAGUACAUGUUCCUUAAACACAUAAACAUGAAAAUCUUACAUUCAUACUCCUA